AAAAUUGCGUUUGAAAAGGGGAAUUAGGGUUUAUUCAUCGAAUAAUAUUGCACUGAACGAAUCAAUCCACAAAACUUAACAAGCUCCAUCAAAUUGAACUAGAAAGCUUCACUAUAUCACUGCAAUCUCAUCUCAGAAUUGAGUAAUGGGGUUGCCAAGAUUUGCAAAGCCAAAGGCAACAAAUGAGUCAAGUCCCAAUCUUUAUGUUGCCAAUUGUGGACCUGCUGUUGGUCUCGAUUUCGAUACCAUAAGAUCAGUUUUUGGUAGUUAUGGGGAAGUGAGUGGUGUUUAUUCAGCUGAUGAGAGUGGGACUCGUGUCAUUGUGUCGUUUGUCGAGAAUUCGGCUGCCAAAGCAGCGUUGGAGGCGUUGGAUCGACGGCCUUGUCAGGAACUGGGAGGGCGUGUUUUGCAUAUUAAGUACUCAGUGUUUCAACCGCCUGUUGAGAAGGUUCAGGUUAAUGACUCAGUUACUGUGUGUUUAGAGACUUCAGAUAUGAAGAUUCCUGGCCUCUGCUUAAUCCAUGAUUUCAUCACAAUUGAAGAAGAGAAGGAGCUUCUCGCAGCAGUGGAUAGUAGACCUUGGAAAAGUCUUGCAAAAAGAAGAGUCCAACAUUAUGGUUAUGAGUUUUGCUAUGAGACAAGAAAUGUUAACACAAAUCAAUAUCUUGGUGAACUUCCAGCGUUUGCUUCUACUUUGCUUGAUAAAAUAUCUUCAUUUGAGGAGCUUAGCAACUCAUUAGAAAUGGGUUUGGAUCAACUGACGGUUAAUGAAUAUCCACCUGGCGUUGGUCUGUCCCCACACAUAGACACUCAUUCAGCUUUUGAAGGAUCAAUUUUUAGUCUUUCACUAGCAGGGCCAUGCAUCAUGGAAUUCAGGAAGUAUACAGAUGGCGAUUGGAGAUUAAAAUCACUUGAUAGUGAGGUAGAAAAUUCUGAUUGUAGCUCAAGUUUUUUAAAGAGAGCUAUAUAUCUUCCCCCUCGAUCAAUCCUCUUGUUAUCUGGGGAGGCGCGAUAUGCUUGGCACCAUUACAUUCCUCAUCACAAGGUUGAUUUCGUAAAUGAAUCUGUGAUCAGAAGGGCUUCAAGGCGAGUAUCCUUUACUAUCCGGAAGGUCAGGAAAGGACCUUGUCAAUGUGCAUAUCCUCAGUAUUGUGAUUCUCAGAAAUAGAAAUUAUCUGCAACUGCUUCGGCCAGACAAUGACAUUCUUGAAAGGAAUGACUCUGAAAGCACUGUUGACUGGUUGAGCUGAAGGCUACUCCGAGAUUUUGAGUUAUCAAUUGCUCAAAAGAAAAGAGUCAUGUGUUUUGUAUACAAAAUGGGGAGCUAUUAACGGCAGGGGCUUAGACUUUAGGCAAUGCUCUUUUAUGACAUUAGACCUAUAGCAAUGUAACUACUUAUAGGCUGAGUGACCAUCAAGUGGUCGGGUUUUACCUCACACAGGGUAAGCCAUUGUUGUAAUCUGGAUUAUUUUGUAGUUUUCCAUAACCAGUACAAGAUUUAUUCAA
This is a messenger RNA of Daucus carota subsp. sativus, 1506 nucleotides long. RefSeq names its product alkylated DNA repair protein ALKBH8 homolog. Gene Ontology annotation, molecular function: demethylase activity; RNA binding; oxidoreductase activity. The transcript has 8 exons. The record is from RefSeq and is a predicted model, not a curated record. Bases 146 to 1168 code for a protein of 340 amino acids. Lineage: Eukaryota; Viridiplantae; Streptophyta; Magnoliopsida; Apiales; Apiaceae. Gene Ontology annotation, biological process: demethylation.